Somion occarium is the source of this 5583-nucleotide messenger RNA. The record is from the annotation of a GenBank genome assembly. Lineage: Eukaryota; Fungi; Basidiomycota; Agaricomycetes; Polyporales; Cerrenaceae.
CCUUGCUGACCUUACUCUGUGACGAAAUACUCCAUGCAGACUUUGAUGUGGCGGAGGAUAUUGAAGAGAGUAUAGAAGACACACUACGCCGCCUAGUGUGAGCAGGUCGAGGAUGGACAUUCUCAUCGUCGGGGCUCUGCUCUGUGCUAUUCUCUUCAGCCUCUUCAGCUUCCUCGCGCCAUUCUUCUUCAACAGUGGGACUGGGUUCCCGACGUAACUGCUUGAUGACGGCUUUGGGCAAGAUGAAAUGAGCCUCACGCUGGAUAAAAGCUUCAGAAAGUUGACAGUUUGGUCCAGAAUAGAAUAGUACAACUCACCUGUGGAAGGUAAUCGUUCAAUGAGGCAUGGUUCGGGCCCAAUCUUAUUUCGUGGUGGCGAGCUCCUAGGGCGAGUAUCGGAGUCUUGAAAAGUGGAACCCAAGUUAACUAUCAAUGGAGCAUUGUUAUACAUUUCGCGGGUAAAGUUGGUGGUAUGACCACAGCGUGAGGGUCUCAGUGCCUCUAGGAGAGACCCAAAGAGCAAGCAUUGGGGGUGCGAUGCAGAAUGGCGUGGAUAGAGAGCUUGGCGGAAUCCGGAUGCUUGAUCGAAAUAGUAUACGGGCGUCUGACGCACUGCUUCACUCUUUCAGGUUCAACGUUUGGUAGGCUGUAGCAACCAUUGGUUGUCAGUGCCUCAUCGCAGGAGGCCGUUCAUCCGACCGACUUGGCAGCGAAGCAAAGUCGCGUGCGUAUGCAUGAAUACGUAGGCCUUAUUCAUUGUACCCGCAUCAGUAAAGUCUCUAGGACCCUCUCAGCGUUCAAGCAUAGUAGGGAUCAGAGAUGGCCUCCAAACGGAAUGAGUCGCAUAUUGAAAGAAAACGGCACUACGCUGGAGGAUCAGUCUCGUCUACUUCUGAUAUAGGACGUCCGCAGAAAAGACAGCGAGUCGAGGACAAUGGUUCCAAUGUAUCCUUCGCAAAGGUGGUAGUGACUUAUGAACCUCCUCCAGGAGAAAGUAAAACCACGCUGUAUAAUCAGCUUCGCACACUUGAUCCUUCUGGCCACUUUUCACGUCGAUUCCGAGAUGCCAAACGCGUCAUGAGCGCAUUGGGUAGUUCAGCAGCAGACUUAUAUUGGCGUCGUUGGAUGGAGUCUCUGGAUUCCGGUACACGAGAUGAAACUGAACAUUCCGUUCGUUCAGCUAUGCAUAACCUCAUAGAAUCAUGGACGUUCGAGAUGCCGACCUUGUUCUCCAAGUAUUCGUCUUCGAAUGUAUCAUCGCAGUUCUCAAAGUUCGUCCAAAUUCUUCAAUCUUGUGAGCCAUAUGCUGCAGACUUUCGUGGCAUUGUGAUAGGUGUGUUGCUUGCGUCAAACUCCAAAAGCUGGAAUUCUUACCUUGACGUAGUCAGGCAUAGCGCAGUCGCUACGAUGAUGGUGGAGAUGUUACAGUGCGUGGACGAAACUAUGGACACCAUUCGUCCUGCCGUAAUCAUCCCAUCGGAUACCCUUCGUGGCAAAAACGUAAACGAAAUUCUGGAACGCUUCGCAACUGGAACGUACAAUUUACUCAUACUUUCGAAGCAUACUGUGAACAUGAGUAUCAUACAACCUUCCGCAAUGGUGUGGUAUGACCUGUUUGGCGAACCGCGACCAUCCUUCAACUUCACGAGGCUGUUCGAAGGACACCGUUCUCAUAUGGUCUACAUGGCAGAAGCUGGAAAUGAUACGCACAAACAGCUGCUCUUGUCUUGGGGCACCUCUCCAUCACAGCGGAAGGAUUCCAGGGAACCAGCACGCGAAGAUGAAAGCAGUUGUCCCUUCAGUGAUGCAACUACCAGUGCUCCGACUGAUGAAGGAGAUGACGAGGAUGAAGAGCGCUAUAUUCAAGACCCCACUACGAACCGCCAACUUAGGCCUCGAGAUGCACAGGGCGUCCUAAUGCGGUUUUUAAGUGCAUCUACAAAUGACGACCAUUUGGACCUUGACCAUGUGUUUCAAGUGACACGGACUCAAAAUGGUCAAUAUCUUUGCAAAGUCAAGUUCCCGGAGGGGCUCCCUCAGGAUACCAUCACUGGCUUUCCCAAGCCGACGCCGGCUAAAGCCCAGAGAGAAGCUUCUUUCCUGGCUUGCCAGAGCCUCUUCCACCAUGGACUUCUGGAAUAUCCUCUUUUCCCCAAUGCUCAUGGUGGUUUACCAGAAAUACUUGACGACGCCACUGGUCCAGAAGCCAUUGCCGCCAGCGGCAUGCGCCGGUAUGCUAAAGCUACCCCCAUAUUCUGGACCAACUCGCUCUCCGCAAGCUCGCAAACACUUUAUCCCUUGGUAGUCAAGAUAGAGGGAACCCUAGGGAAUGCAGCGCAUGCUCCGGUCGUCGUCCUCACAAGGUUACCUUUCCCUCCUUUGCGACAAUCCGGCGUGUUCUCUGGAGGGGAAAAGGCCGUAGUCUCUUUUCAGCGUGGCGCGCCAUUGGAGGUAGAUGAAGACAAGCUACAUCUGCUUCACCUGUAUACCUUGCGAGUGUCCCGUACGCUUACGAAUAAAGAGCUAAAUUUCUCUGCUGAAGAGUUGCCGUAUUUCUGGGCUCCUCUUAAUUGUGAUUCCACAGAUGUGUUCCAGAGGAAAUCCGACGCAUGGGCGAGGCCCACAAUUUCUGAGCACAUACCAUGGGAUUUGGUCAGGACGGCUGCGGAAAACUGCUUAAAGCCGCUGGUCACCGAAGGCACCGAUCUCGAUGAAGCUUGUAAAGACGCCAUUGUCCAAGAUAGAUGGGUAGAAUUCACGAAUCGACACUACGUUGUUGAAGUGCGACAUGACCUUACUCCACUGAGCAAGGCGGAGGACAGUCCACGUGAAGCGGAUUUUGCUAGCUUCUUGGACUACUGCAAGACUCAUCGCAAGAAUUUCGAAGGGUUGCGAGACGAGAAUCAACCUAUGAUACAAGUGUCUCCGGUCGCUCCUUUGGUGGAUUACCUUAACCCUGUGGCUAAGCCAUAUAGAACCGCGCAACGGACACCUAUGAAGUAUCUCAUCCCUGAAUUGUGUUGCAAAUUCACGAUUCCAGCCAGUACUUUCCGAACAUUACAGAUACUACCGUCAAUUAUGCAUAGAAUCAGCGAUCAGCUACUUGCAAAGCAGCUGAACGACAACCUUUUCGAUAACCAGCUUUCCGAAGAGCAUCUUUUCGAAGCUCUAUUCCCUCCAUCCGCAGAUACAGAGUCCAGUUAUGAAAGGUUGGAACUCCUUGGGGAUGCAUAUUUGAAGUAUGUUGCCUCCGUCUAUCUGUAUGUCACAAUGCCCGGGAAACGUGAGAACACUUUACACGCUGCUCGUCGAGACAUUGUCAGCAACAAGACCUUGCAUACUGGCGCUGUGGCAAUAGGCCUUCCGGCUCUCAUUCGAGGCAAGCCAUUCCUGCCCAAGGUUUGGCAACCAACAAUACCUCGACAAGAUUCCGAACAGUCUGGUAUCUCAAAGCCUCCAUCAGCGAGUAGCGGUGAGAAUCAGGCGAAGAUGUCAAGAACGUCUGAUUCUGCUACCCAACCUGCAAAUCUUCCCCAACCCGAGGAUGUGACUCGCUCAACUAUGGCUAAGCGCGGCAAACGCAAGAAGCAGCAAGACGAACAAGCCAUUCAGUGGCUAGGAGACAAGACAGUGGCAGAUGUCGUCGAAGCAAUCAUUGGAGCAGCGUAUCUUUCCCGUGAUCGCGAUCUUGCUCUUCAAGUAGCCAAGCGUCUUAAUGUACCACUUCCUGGAGUUGAACGAUGGUCAGACUUGGAAUCAAAAUACAAUGUUCCCAGUGGGCAGCAAACAGUGCAAUUAUCAGCGCAAACAGUCAAAGCUGUCGAGGCUAUUGUCGGAUUUAAAUUCCGUCAGCCAGCACUUCUGGCUGAGGCAUUGACUCACAAUUCGAUUCAACAAAGCCAGCAGGUGGUUGGGUACGACAGGCUGGAAUAUCUUGGAGACGCCAUUUUGGACUUCUAUGUCGUGAAGAAUGUCUAUAAACGCUACCCACUAUUAUCGUCGGGAGGUCUUUCGAUGCUGAAGUCCGCAAUGGUCCUCAACACUACAUUGGCGACGAUUUGCGUGUUCACCGGGUUAUACGAGCAUAUUCAAUACGCCUCUCGCGACGUUGAGAAGUCUAUACAACUAUUCGCAAACAAGAUCAAAAUUCUUCGCGGCCAAGAACUCGAACAGGCAAAGGCAGAGGGACGUCAGCCAGGUCAGUACUGGCUAGAGGUUCCGGCCCCGAAGGUACUGUCAGACGUUGUGGAAGCCUUGCUUGGUGCACUGUUUGUCUCUGAAAGAUUUUCGGAGGUUGGCACAGAUGCAUUCUUCCAUAAGGUCUUGGAACCAUUCUUUAGUCAACACAUCAGGAUGCAAACGCUCUCUCACCAUCCUAAUAUUGCUUUAUACGAGUGGUUCCAAGCGGAAGGAUGUCAAGAACACCAGAUUGUCAAAAGCUGGGAGAACGAGCAAACCAGAUGUGACGUCGUCGUUCAUGACACGGUACUGGCUAGUGCAAUGGACCCCUCGCCCACUGUGGCUCGACGCAUGGUUGCAUUUUUUGCGCUUGAUGCACUGGAAGGGGACCCUCAGUUCAUGUCACGAAUAUGCAGUUGUCGAGUGAACAGGAUCAACAAGAAACUGCAAAAGCAACAACUGGGAUACGAAGACGAAGAUGAUGCACAGGCCGUAGAGAAUGUACUCGGACAGCUAGGGGAGAUAGAGUCUGAAUAAAUCAUUGUCGAUGUUCUAUUUGUGAAUGUGCGCGGAAUCUAUCCUCUAUCAUUCUCUAUCCUCUAAUUGGAACAAAGACGCGAUUAUGGGCAGAUUGAGGGUAUGGUCAUAAUAUAUUCUAUGAACGCAUCUAUUGGGCGCCCUCGAGUUUAUGAUCCUCCGCUGGACUUGCGGCUGUAAGGCGUAGGAAAAAAUGUUAGCGGACUCGAGGCGGGAAUAAACCAGACGCUUACAGUUGGUAAUAGGCAGCAAUGAAGGGAAUGCUGAAGCCAGUCAAGAGGUAAGAAACAAACUUGAGACCGAACGCAGUCCUGUUCUUCGUCUCGAAGGGGAGAUGCUGGCAUUCAUGUUGAGUCAGGGUUCAUCAGCACCGCUACGACCUUUUGACGUACCUUGUACUCUCCAGCGUGCAUAGACCGCGAGGGCACAGCAGUGGCCCGACGGAGGGCUACCUGGCGAAGGGGAAUACGAGCGGCGAAAAGGGACAUGGUGGUUAGAGGUAAAGGGCAAACGCGGGAAAGUCACUCGGGUGAAAACGCCAGUCGACGCUUUGAGGCCUGCAGGAAACUUGCGAAUAUUUAUAUUACGGCCUAUAAUUCGGUUUCACGUCGCCCAAUAGUAUCUCGAGAAGUUGGGCGCUUACGUUUCCUUCUACUGCCCGGCCAAUCAGACUACGUUGCUCCAGGCAAGCGCUCUUGCCCGGUGCAAGCUGAUUGGUGCACGAAAUUCUCAAGUGCCGGAGAUCGCUUUUAUGGAAAUUCAAGGUGCACAAUUUUCAGGCAAAAAAUAAAUGUCUAAUGUCGUAACCAUGUCAUCAUUUCCCAGUCAUGUCUAGAAUGCGUAAUAAGCCAAAAAAAAAACACCGUGC